AGUCGACGCUUGGUUGUUGUCGCAGUGUUAACUGUCCUUUACUCUGUUUUCUGCAUUUUUGCUCUGUUUUUUUGUGAUGCUAACAAAGUUGAAAUUAUAGUGUUUUUUUUCUUCUUUCUAUACCGAUCGUACACAUAUGGAGAAUUUGUCAAGUGAAAAAGGCGAAAUGAUCGAACAGCCUUUGUUGUUAGAUGAUUCCGAAAUUCAAAAGGGUGGAUUCAGAACUUUACCUUUCAUCCUUGGAAAUGCAGCUUUGACGAAUGCGGCGACGUCAGCUCUAACUCCUAAUAUGAUUCUGUAUUUGAUGAAUGAAUAUCACAUGGAUAUGACUACUGGGUCCAAUACCAUCUACAUCUGGUCAGCAGUUACCAACAUCGCUCCCGUUGUUGGGGCCUUUAUGGCAGAUUCUUUUGUGGGUCGCUUCCAGAUGAUAGGAUUGGGAUCUGUUGUCACCCUUGUGGGGAUGUUUCUGUUUUGGCUGACAUCAGUGAUUCCACAAGCAAGGCCUGCACCCUGUGUCGAUUCCAACAGCAUUUGCAGAUCAGCAGAGAUGUUCCAACUCUUCUUCCUGUGUUUCUCUUUGGGCAUCGUUGCCAUUGGAGCAGGUGCAAUCAGAUCAUCAUCUUUAGCAUUUGGUUCUGAUCAGUUGAAACGGGAGGUAUAUCAAGAAAAUGCACGUUUAAUAGAGAGAUACUUCAGCUGGUACUAUGCCUCCUAUGCUUCAUCUAUCCUGGUUGCUCUCACGUGUCUUGUUUAUAUCCAAGUCAACAUGGGAUGGGCUUUAGGUUUUGGAGCUCCUGUUUUGCUAAUGUUGUUUUCAACUCUUUUAAUUUAUUUGGGUACUCCUUUCUACGUGAAGCUGAAGCCUAAAUCGAGCUUAAUCAUUGGCUUUUUUCAAGUGAUAGUUGCCUCUUAUAGAAACAGAUGUCUCAGAUUGUCGUCUCAGAGUGCAGGUGUACUAUACCAUCAGAAAAAAGGGUCAACCAUAGUUCUUCCAAGUGAAAAACUAAGGUUUCUGAAUAAAGCUUGCAUUGUACAAGAUCCUCAACUAGAUUUGAGUCCAGAUGGAGAAGCAACAGAUCCUUGGCGUCUUUGCACUGUAGAUCAAGUAGAGGAGCUGAAAGCAUUGCUCAAAGUUGUUCCAAUCUGGUUCACCGGAGUUGUAUUGUCCAUAAACAUAAGCCAGAACACUUUUCCAGUACUUCAAGCGAAUACCAUGGAUCGACAUAUUGGUUCAAGCUUUGAAAUCCCAGCUGCCUCCUUUGGCAUCUUUGCUGUCAUCUCUGCUGUACUUUGGAUUGUCCUCUAUGAUUGUUUGAUUCUUCCCAUCGCAUCAAAAUUGACUGGAAAACCUGCUCAUUUCAGCACAAAAGAGAGAAUGGGGUUUGGGUUGAUUCUCUCCUUCCUGUCAGUUUUAGUGGUGGCAGUUAUGGAAGGUGUUCGUAGAAGUAUCGCAAUCAAGGAGGGGUACUCAGAUGAUCCAGAAGGCGUGAUCCCUAUGUCAGCUAUGUGGCUACUUCCCCAGAAUUCCCUUACUGGCUUCGCGGGGGCCCUGCAUGCCAUAGGCCAAAACGAAUUCUAUAUUUCAGAAUUUCCUAGAAGCAUGUCAAGUGUAGCUGCUUCUCUAUUAGGAGUUGGUAUGGGAGUGGGAAGCUUACUAGCUAGCUUUAUAAUGAGUACUAUCGACAACUUGACCAAAAGAGGAGGGGAGGAAAGUUGGAUAUCGAGCAAUAUAAACAAGGGCCAUUACGACUACUAUUAUCUCGUUCUUGCAGGAUUUAGUCUGGUUAACAUACUGUGUUAUAUUGUUUGUAGUAAAGCUUAUGGUCCCUGUAAAGGGGAGGAAGAAGAGGUAAUGGAAGAAGAGAAGCCAUGAAUUGGUACCAGGAACUUAUAUAUCUUAGCUCGAAAGGCGCCAAUCCAUUAUCCAUAGUGUCAUGCCUAUUUACUCAGAGAAAAACUUUUGCUAACCCCGCACAUAGCAAGAGCUUAGUGUAUCGGGUUGUUUUUUUAAACUUUCUUUUUAUACUUUUCAGUUGAGCAUGGCUGAUGCUAAUGUAUGUAUUAAAUGAAGUUGUAGUCACUAAAUUUUGUGGGGGAGAAGAUAGUUUUAGUUUGGUGUAUAUAACUUUAUAUACCUAAAAAAGUAUAUAUUUUUGUGUAGUUCUUUUUGGUACAUAUUAAUGAAAUAGGAGCUGUGACUUGACUGAUUAGAGGAUGUCGAGUUAGUUAUAACUAACUCUUAACUAAUCUGAUUAAUUAGUUAAUUUGUUAGUGCUAGUAAUUAGUUAGUAUUAGUGGAUUACAAUUAUCAAUACAGUUAGGAUUGUACAUGUAUAUAAUGGAGAAGAUUAGCUAAUUCUCCACACAUUUUUCAUUUUUUUGUAUUCUUCUGUUCUCUAAAUGAAGAAAGGAACAGGUUCUCUUCCAUAUUCUCCUUAGUUUCUAUCUGUGAUAAUUGAGCUUUCAACAUGGUAUCAGAGCUAUUGGCCAUUGAUAUGGUCUAAUCGAGCACAGAGACGUGAGAUUGAACACACGUGGUGAAGGAAGAAAUGGCAGUAACAAUUGACAAUGCAUUGCCUGAAAAACUUAGUCACAAUCAUCCUAUUUUUUUGAAUACUUCGGAUACUUCUGGCGUUGUGUUGAUUUCUAUUCAGCUCACAGGAUCUGAAAACUACUCUGUAUGGAGCUGAUUGAUAAGAAUAGCCAUACUUGGAAGAAACAAGUUAGGGCUAAUCGAUGGAAAGUGCAGGAAGGAAGGUUUUGGUCCUAAUUUGGCUGAGUUGUGGGAACGAUGCAAUGUGAGAGUUCUUUCAUGGAUCAUGAAUUGUGUCUCGAAUGAGAUAUUGAGUGGAAUUGUUUACUCUUCAGAUGCAUGUAUUGUUUGGAGAGAUUUGAUAAGGCGGAUGGUUCGCGGAUAUUUCAAUUGCACAGGGAGAUAGUAACUUUGAUGCAAGGUACAAGUAGUAUAGCAGAGUACUUUACUAAAUUGAGGUUGCUUUGGGCAGAAUUUGACUGCAUAACACCUUUUCCUGGAUGUGAUUGUGAGAAAUUAAGAGAUUUCAUUGAAUUCAUGAAGAGACAAAAACUUUUAUAGUUUCUGAUGGGACUUAACGAAUCUUAUGAGCAAGCUCGAAGUCAGAUCCUCAUGUUGAUUCCAAUUCCCUCAGUAAACCAAGUUUCUUCCAUGAUGAUUGAAAGGGAGAGUCAAAGAAUCAUAGUCAAUUCUGCAGGACCAGCUGUGAAUUUGGAGAUUGCAGCUCUCAUGACUACAAGACAUGCUCACAAUAAGUUCAAGAAGAACUGGAAUAUUCAAUGUGAUCACUGUAAGUUGAUGGGACAUACUAAUGCUGAUUGUUAUUGGUUGAUUGGUUAUCCUCCUGAUUUCAAGUUUAAAAAGAAAUUUGGGAAUAACAUUAGUCCUAAUAUGAAGGGAAAUGAGAAUAGAGGACAUGCACACAAUGUGAGGAAUGAAGAAAGUAGGCCACACAUGGAUGGAGCUCGGGCUAGGGCUGCUUAUGUUGAUUCCUACAAUAGUGUAAAUUAUGAUGCAGGUUGUUCUGAUUCCAAUAGAGGUGGUGAUUGGAGAAAAUUCUCAGGACCUUCCAAUUACUCCCAGAAUCAGUAUAAUCAAAUGCUGCAAUAUAUUGACAAUCCACAACAUUACAAUCAGUUUAGAAAGCUAAUGAGCAAAAACGAUACACUAGAGACUUCAGCAAACAUGAGCAGGGCAUCAGACUCAGCAAACAUGGGAGGACUUCUCAAGUGGGAAGGUGCUGGAGAAUGGUGAAUAGAACGAGGGUCUAUACUUGGUGGAGCACACAAGGGACAAGAAUAAACAACUAAUAAAAGGACUAAUUGCUACUAGGAAUAAAGUGGACAUUCUUCUAUGGCAUAAAGGGAUGGAUCAGGCAUCUGUUGGAACUAUGAAACCUUUGUUUAGUCUUGAUCAAGCUGAAUGUAAACAAGUUCUGGACAAUUGUGAAAUUUGUCCACUUGCUAGACAGACUAGGCUGCCUUUUGCUGUUAGUGAGACUAGAUCUUCUUCUAUUUUUAAUUUACUACACUUGGUUGUAUGGGGACCAUUUCAUAUCUCUACUUUUGAUGUCUAUAAAAUGUUCUUGACUAUUGUUAA
Molecule: messenger RNA, 4135 nt
Organism: Solanum dulcamara
Lineage: Eukaryota; Viridiplantae; Streptophyta; Magnoliopsida; Solanales; Solanaceae
Product: protein NRT1/ PTR FAMILY 1.2-like
Exons: 5
Coding region: 137-1876 (579 amino acids)
Biological process (GO): transmembrane transport
Cellular component (GO): plasma membrane
Molecular function (GO): transmembrane transporter activity
Source: RefSeq, a predicted model, not a curated record